AUGAGCAAUGAUCAGCUUCCCGCACGCAGUUCCCAUACUCAAGAUCAACCUACAAACCCGACGGGUUAUAUCGACAAAGCAAUUCGGCUCGACUAUCUAGCGGUUCGGGCCACUGUUGAUGGUCAUCCUGAUCUUCCCGCGCUCUUAGACAACCUCGGGAAUCAGCUAUAUGAUCGAUGGCUGCAAACAAAAAACGCCAAUUUUCUCAACGCAGCGAUCGAGUGUUAUCGGGUUAUGGCUCAGAAUACUGCUCAUGAUCAUCCCGACUAUCCAGCGCGCCUAGAUAGUCUGGCGGAACUGCUCGACUGUCGAUACGGAUCUACAGGACUUUUACCUGACCUUGAUGACCUUGAUAGUGCGAUUGCACUCACUCGUACUGCAAUCCUGGCCACACAUAAUGACAACCAUAGCAUUGCAGAGCGCUGGAACGACCUCGGGAGAAGGCUUGAAACAUUGUUUUUUUCUACUAGAGGAAAGAUCGCCGAUCUCGACGAGGGAAUUCAGUUCUCUUUCCAAGCGGUUACGGCCACCCCUGAAGACUCAUUUCAUCUUGCAGGGCGCUUGGUCGACCUCGCUCGCAAAUUCAAAAUACGACACGAGUUCGCAUCGGCAGGGACAGACGAGCUCGAUAGGGCGAUUUCGCUAUAUCGAAGUGCUCUUAAGGCUACUUGUGAUAAACCUCAAUUUCGGGCAGAGUGCCUACGCGACCUCGGAAUUGCCUUGGAAAUCCGAUAUGGAGAUAUUGGAGAGCCAUCUAACCUCCAGGAAGCGAUUGCCCUAGCUCGCGACGCAAUAAACGCGAUGAAGGCCGUCGAUCCUAACCAUCCUUCGCUUGGGGACUGCUUCCACGAGCUCGCGACCAAGCUCGGACUUCUAUACGAAGAAAAAAAGUCGAUAGAUGACCUCGAUGAGGCCAUUGCAUUGUCUCUUAAGGCGAUCAAGGCGGGUGCUCUGUAUGGAGAGGUUUUUGUCAACUUAAGAAAAAUACUCGCACUUCGAUACACGAGAACAUACCAGAUCAAUGAUUCUCAAGAAGCAGCCAAGCGGGCGGGAGAAGCAGUUUAG
This is a messenger RNA of Penicillium samsonianum, 1065 nucleotides long. RefSeq lists its product as uncharacterized. Lineage: Eukaryota; Fungi; Ascomycota; Eurotiomycetes; Eurotiales; Aspergillaceae. Gene Ontology annotation, molecular function: protein binding. Bases 1 to 1065 code for a protein of 354 amino acids. The transcript has a single exon. The record is from RefSeq and is a predicted model, not a curated record.